UCCAAACUCCAUCUUCAAUCUCUUCCCCUCUAUAUCUUGUGCAACUGCAAAUCUUCAUUUGCAUGCUGGAAUCUAGAUAUCUUUUGAAAUUUUAAUAAAAAUGGCACCAGGAAUGUCAGCUGUUCCGGUUAACAGAAACGGAGUGGAAUUUGAAGCAAAGAUUACACCUAUUGUUAUCAUUUCCUGUAUUAUGGCUGCUACUGGUGGUUUGAUGUUCGGCUACGACGUCGGAGUUUCUGGGGGUGUGACGGCAAUGGACGACUUCUUGAAAAAGUUCUUUCCGGUGGUAUAUCGCCAAACUAAAAACGCAGGAGGAGUUAACAGCAACUACUGCAAAUAUGAUAACCAAGGACUCCAACUAUUCACAUCUUCUUUGUAUCUAGCCGGUUUAACCUCUACGUUUUUCGCAUCUUACACAACGAGGACACUCGGGCGGAGACUUACCAUGCUCAUUGCCGGUGUGUUUUUCAUACUUGGGGUUAUACUAAAUGCAGGUGCUCAAAAUCUUGCUAUGCUCAUUGUUGGGAGGAUCUUACUUGGUUGUGGUGUUGGGUUUGCUAACCAGGCAGUCCCAUUGUUUCUGUCAGAAAUCGCCCCAACGAGAAUACGUGGAGCGUUGAACAUAUUGUUUCAGCUUAAUGUUACCAUCGGAAUUCUCUUUGCAAACCUUGUCAAUUACGGAACCGCAAAGAUUAAAGGUGGAUAUGGCUGGAGAAUUUCAUUGGGUUUGGCAGGUAUUCCAGCACUAAUGCUGACUAUAGGAUCCAUAUUAGUUACUGACACACCAAACAGUCUCAUCGAGCGAGGUCACCUCGAACAAGGAAAGAUUGUACUCAAGAAGAUCCGAGGCACUGAGAAUGUUGAGCCAGAAUUCUUGGAACUCGUCGAAGCAAGUAGGAUCUCUCAGGAGAUUAAACAUCCGUUCCGGAACUUGUUAAAGCGCAGAAACCGCCCCCAGUUGAUUAUUGCCAUUUCACUACAGAUAUUCCAGCAAUUCACUGGCAUCAACGCGAUUAUGUUCUACGCUCCCGUGCUUUUUAGCACACUUGGAUUCAAGAAUGAUGCAUCACUAUACUCGGCAGUUAUCACAGGAGCUGUGAAUGUACUUUCUACUAUUGUCUCCAUCUACUCAGUCGACAAAGUCGGAAGGCGUGCUCUCUUACUAGAAGCUGGAGUUCAAAUGUUCUUCUCCCAAGCAGUAGUUGCAAUUGUAUUGGGAUUGAAAGUCACAGACCAUUCUGACAAUCUAGGAAAAGGUUUUGGAAUUCUGGUGGUUGUGAUGGUGUGCACAUUUGUUUCGGCAUUUGCAUGGUCAUGGGGUCCUUUAGGCUGGCUCAUCCCAAGUGAAACUUUUCCUCUGGAAACAAGAUCAGCUGGACAAAGUAUUACAGUUUGUGUAAAUUUGUUGUUCACAUUUGUGAUCGCUCAAGCUUUCCUCUCGAUGCUUUGUCAUCUCAAGUACGGUAUCUUCGCGUUCUUCUCCGCAUGGGUUCUGGUUAUGUCGCUGUUCGUGUUUUUUUUGCUUCCAGAAACUAAGAAUAUACCAAUUGAAGAAAUGACUGAACGGGUUUGGAAGCGUCACUGGUUAUGGAAAAGAUUCAUGGACGAUGACAGCGAAUACCACAAUGGUACACAUGAGGGUGGGAAGAACGUCUAUGAUCCAUCCUCAAGGUUGUAAAUCAACGGCUGAUUCUCCUGUGUAUUUUUACUGCAAAGUUAUUACUCGACUAAUAUGUUUAUCAUUUUCUGAUUUUCUUUUUCUUCAGUGUCCUACAUGUAACUGAAAGAAAAAUGGUCUAUUACAAGUGGUUGUGUGUUGUCCCAAAGCCCUUUUAACAGGGAAACCUGCAAUGUAACACCAAUUGAGAUAACGCGGAAUGAAACGAAAACUAAAAUUUGAUA
Molecule: messenger RNA, 1902 nt
Organism: Papaver somniferum (opium poppy)
Lineage: Eukaryota; Viridiplantae; Streptophyta; Magnoliopsida; Ranunculales; Papaveraceae
Product: sugar transport protein 13-like
Exons: 5
Coding region: 101-1678 (525 amino acids)
Biological process (GO): monosaccharide transmembrane transport
Cellular component (GO): membrane
Molecular function (GO): monosaccharide transmembrane transporter activity
Source: RefSeq, a predicted model, not a curated record